Messenger RNA from Spirometra erinaceieuropaei, 1007 nucleotides. Lineage: Eukaryota; Metazoa; Platyhelminthes; Cestoda; Diphyllobothriidea; Diphyllobothriidae. The record is from the annotation of a GenBank genome assembly.
AUGGGUUCGCCAAUAUCCAGCCUGGUUGCAGAACUAGUCCUGCAGGAACUGGAAAAAGUCGCCUUCGACCACUAUGAACCUGCAUUUUGGCGCCGGUACGUGGACGGCACGUUCGUCAUAAUUGAAAGGAGCAGACUGGCCGACUUCCAAGACCUGCUCAACGGCAUCUUCCCAGACAUUCAGUUCACAAGGGAAGAAGAGCAUGCCGAACAGCUGCCUUUCCUUGACGUUCUCGUCACACGCACACCCAACGGCGAACUCAACACCACGGUGUACAGAAAGGCGACUAACAGGACUCAGAUUCUCAACUACCACAGUAAUCACCAAAUGGCGCAUAAACGCAGAGGGUAAAAACGCACUGCAGUGAACCAGAGGGACGAGUACGAAAACUUCGGCAUCUUCGGGACCAACUGGUAAGGAAUGGAUACCCGAACAGCUUCGUCAGCCGCUGCCUCCGCACGCGCCCACGGCGAACAAACGGAGGAGAGCCGCCAACCCUCUGGCACCCUCUGCCAUAUAUAAAGAACGUAUCCGAAGCGAUGGAACGUAUUGCUGGAGAGCUCGGCGUGGGUAUCGCUCACCGUCCGACAGCGACCAUGCGCAGCAAAAUCAUGCAAGUGAAGGAUCGCCUAGACGUGGGUGAACAAUCGGGCGUCGUCUAUCAGAUCCCAUGUCGGGACUGCCCUCGCCACUACACAGGACAAACCGGACGACGACUUAGCUCACGAAUAACGGAGCACAAACGGGCGGUCCGGAGAGGCGACCCGUUGUCUCAGAUCGCCACUCACACCCUGGAGGAAGGCCACGAAUUCAACUUUGCGAGCAUGCGGAUAGUGGCGCGGGCCAGCAAUAAGACAGGACGUGAACUGUUAGAGGCCUGGGUGUCUGGCACCAACUCUAUCAACAGGCACGUUGACAUACCCCCCUGCUAUCACGCGCUCCAUUCCCGCGGCCAAGGGGCGAGACCCAAUUUCCAGCCAAGGGUGCACGCAGUCACGCCACCGUGA